Centropristis striata (black sea bass) is the source of this 1931-nucleotide messenger RNA. Its product is annotated as biotinidase-like. Lineage: Eukaryota; Metazoa; Chordata; Actinopteri; Perciformes; Serranidae. The transcript is spliced from 6 exons. The record is from RefSeq and is a predicted model, not a curated record. Gene Ontology annotation, molecular function: hydrolase activity, acting on carbon-nitrogen (but not peptide) bonds, in linear amides. Bases 260 to 1849 code for a protein of 529 amino acids.
UGUCUCGCAGCUAGUUUCUGCCGCUCCUGCAGUAAAUAUGCUGUAUGCUGUUCCGUGAUCCGUUCAGUCAGGACAGGUUUUGCCACAAUGUAAGACCUGCUUCACAAAUUUAGAACAUAUAGAUCCAGAUGUUUACAGUAAACAACUCUAUUUCCAGGUGAAGCAAAGGCGUCUCACCUCUCAACUAGAAAUGUACUGAGCGGACUCACCAGGCGAACUUUGAUCCCCUCGGUGUUAUUGACUCGUGCUGUCAUCAUUCAUGUCUCUCGGGGAAGGAACCAUGUUUUUUCUUGUUCUCGUUUUUCUCACUUCCUCCAUAACGUCGGCCGUUGUUCAAACAGGGCCCGUGUUGGAUUCCUCGUAUGUUGCUGCUGUGUAUGAGCACAACCUGAUCCUGAACCCGGAGCCACAUGUCCCCCUGUCCCGCUCAGCUGCCCUGCAGCAUAUGCAGAGAAACCUGGACAUCUAUGAGGAGCAGGCUGCCCGGGCCGCCCAGCAGGGUGCCCAGAUCCUGGUGUUUCCAGAGGAUGGUCUUCAGGGUUUCAACUUCACCCGUUCAUCCAUCUCUGGCUACCUAGAAACCAUUCCUGACCCACAGAAGGAGAGCUGGAACCCCUGCACAGAGCCGGACAAAUACAACAACACUGAGGUUCUCCAGCGGUUGAGCUGUAUGGCCCGUCGUAACAACCUCUACCUGGUGGCCAACAUGGCUGACAUGCAGCCUUGCCCCCUGACGACCGACCCCUCCUCCUCCUGUCCACCUGAUGGACACUGGCAAUUCAACACCAAUGUGGUUUUCAGGUCAGACGGCCUGCUGGUGGCACGCUACCAUAAAAACAACCUUUACUUUGAGGAGUCCUUUGACACACCACCACAACCUGAGAUCAUAACAUUUGAUACACCUUUUGCUGGAAAGUUUGGCCUCAUCAUCUGUUUUGAUAUCCUGUUUUAUGAGCCCACAGUCAACCUGGUAGAGAAGGGUGUGCGUCAGCUGAUUUUUCCCACAGCCUGGAUGAACCAGCUCCCCCUGUUGGACACGAUUCAGUUCCAGCGGGCGUUCAGUUUGGGGGCCAAUGUCACCCUUCUAGCAGCCAACCUACGUAAUGAUCGAAUGAUCAUGACAGGAAGUGGCAUCUACACCCCUUUUUCUGCAACCUACCACCACGCCCUGCAAGGAGACCCAGAGGCAGGCAGGCUGCUGGUGGCCAGGGUGCCAGUCUUAGACCCACUGUGGGUGAGGCAGGGCGAGGCCAAAGAGGAGGGGGGAGUUAGGAGUGAGUCCACAUCAUCUACAGCUACAGACUCUGGAUACUGUCUCAAAGACAGCUGUGAUCCUCCUCCUGCUGAAACUGCUUCUUCAGUCCCUCCUUCCCCUGACACCUUCAUCUCAUCCAUGAUGUAUGACCCGUUCACAUUUGUUCUCCUAAAAGAGACAGAGGGUGAAGUGAACGUAUGUAAUGGCACCUUCUGCUGUCACCUGCAGUACCAGAGGUCACCACAGGGUGACAGUAAAGAGCUCUAUGCAUUGGGAGCAUUUUCUGGAACUCACACUGUAAAUGGCCGCUAUGCCCUGCAGGUGUGUGCUCUUGUGCGCUGUGCAGGGUUGGACGCCAGUUCCUGUGGACAGCAAGUGGAAGAGGCUGAGUCUAAGAUGGACUUUCUGUUGGAGGGGAACUUUGGGACCAAAUAUGUGUACCCAUCAAUUUUGGCCAACAAACUGGCCCUGGAACAGCCUGAACAUCUGGACACAUCUGCAGAUGGCAGAGUGACCAUGAAACACUCUAACAUGACUGCUGGGCUGGUCACUGCCUGUCUGUACGGACGACUGUAUCACCUGGACAAUGAAUGAACUGCUGUAGUGUGUCAGGAGAAAAUAUCAAAUAGAGCUCAAAGAAGAACUCUGAAUAAAAAUUAAAUCCAUCUAGAAAGCC